AAUUAAAUAAGAAAUAAUUCUGGUCAUCACUACAGAUGAGAACACUGCCAGAUGGUGCGUGCGCCCCAGGGUUCAGGCCCCAUCUCCCCUCGCACGCCCUGGUGUGGGCUGGGUUUGUGGGGCGCCUCAGGCCCUGCACCCGUGGCCCUGUCCGUGGUGCUGACCCGUUGCCUGACGCACUCAGGGCCCGGGAGGCGGCGGGCGGGCACGAGGCAAGCGGGGUGCGGGCGGGGCGCCCCAGAGAUGGGGCUGUCCGACCCAUGGGCGUUAGGACCCUCCAGGACCCCAGGCCUUUCCGCAUUCUGCACAGGGCUCACCGUGACCCAUUUAGGAAGGGCUGGGGAGGGGGCGGUGCUAGGAAACCAGGAAAUCCCUCUUCCCAUUGGCUGUGGGUACAGUGUCCCGCCCUCCAAGGCCCCACCCAGCAGCAGAGAGGAAGGGGCACAGACAAAGGCUCCAGGGAGGCCCUGCCCCCUAAGGGAGGAGGGUGGGGUCCCUGGACUCAUCCACCCCAUUGUUGGGAGGUGAGGCGGGGGGAGGGUCCCGUCCAUCCUGAUGUAUCCAUAAACUCCUGCUCUGUCCCUCCCAGGCAGGGGCCUCAACUUCCCCGGGCAUCGAGUUUUCUCAUCCUUGGGGGAAGGGCAAUAUUCGUAUCACCGCAUUCCUACGAGGCAGUGCACCCGGCUCAGAGACCCAUACAGGGUAGUCAUCACGAAAUGACGUCAUGCUACCUCUCAGGAGAGCCCCGGAUCGCCCUGACCUCCCUCCUUCCCCCAAGCCAGGCCCCACCCCAGGGCAGGCAGCAGCUAGUCAUGCUGAGCCAGAGGCACCAUUCAAGGACCCGCAGGCAGGAGAGCACCUCGUUGCCCACCCCAGUCAGCCGCGCUGUGAUGGGCAGGAGAAGUUUGCUUUCCCCCCACCAGGGAGCCCACAAGCAUAAUGGGAACAGGAAACGAAAAUGGCCAAGGAACUGCCAGUCCACAGGAAGGAUGCUGAGCUCCUGGGCAGGCAAAUCCCCCUACACCCCACACCCAACCUGGGGCCUGGCCUGGAGGCCUUAAGCACUUUCUUCCAGUUUGGUCCCUGGAGACUUUCCAGGGCAGGGAGGCCCAAAGGAAACCGUCUAACACUUCCAUUGGUCACCACAGAGGGUGGCAGUGGGAAAGGAAGAUCUUCCCCCCAAAAUCCACCUCUUUCUUGUUUCAAUUGUUAAAAAGAAUCAGAUAUUAAUUUUAAAAAACAAACAUAAAUCAAGAAAAUUAACCAAAAAGGAAUAAAAAGUAAUGAGCAAACCCAAGGGCCACAGCACUGAGAAGCAGCAAAAAAUCUCUGCAGAGGACACUGUCCAGCACCCGGCCCUGUCCCCGCCCACCGAGGCGGGUGUGGACCUGCCUUUGCCCAUGUGUGCUAGGCCCAGCCAUAGGAGGAGGGACACGAUUGGAUCAUCACUCCCCCAGGCCCCCGCAGGAAUCAGGGCUGCCCCCCUCCCCACAGUGACCCCUGACCCUCCGAGGAGCAGAUGCUCAGGGCAGGGCUGGCCCCUGUGGCCACAUUAACGAGCCCUUGGCCCCUCCUGCCUGGCCAGGGCAGCUGUGAGCAAUUGCCCCAGGAGCCUUGAUUUGAUUUGAGACCAUCCUCCACCAGGCCUACCCCUCCCCCAGGCCCCGGCCUCGGGCAGGCACAGCUGUCUCCUCGGGUGAUUAGGGAGUUCUCCCCGCUUCCCUCCCACACUCCCUCCCAUCCAGGCGCCUCCACCCUACAGUGAAGGUGCAAUUUACAUGUCAGCCACGUGGCUGCCCCAGCCCCGUUGUAAUUAGCUUUUUGUUCUUGCCUGGUUUCCAUGGCAACAGCCUCCAGAGGAAGCCAUUCCUCGGCCCCUUCCCCUCCAGGACCUGUCUCCUCCCACCGCCUCCUUCGGAGCGCCAGCUAGACACUGUCCUGCGCCGGGUGCCUGGACUUGGUCCUGACAAAGCCACCCCCUCCAUGCAUUGUUCUGGGCAGCAGGCCCCACCCAGUCGGAGCCCCGCGCGGGGCGACCGCAGGGACCGAGCCAGCGCAGCGCGGCUCAGAUUCGCACUUGCUUGUGACCUUGGGCAAGGGACAGCCACCCGGACUUGGGUACGUGACAUUCGCUUCCUGGGUUCGGGUGGGGUUUACACCCCCUCCCUUUCCCGCCUGAGUCCCAACAUCUGUGAGGUGGGCUAACAAUGGAGGGGAGGGGCCGAGCGGCGAUCCACCCCCGGUGCCAGGCUUUGUUCCCACGUCCAACCCCCAGACGCGGCGGUCCAGGGGUGGGCGCGGUCCAACCCCGCAGGGGGUUUGCCCAGGCGGGGCUGUGCUGAAGGAGGGUCCAGUCCUGGACCAAGGUCACCCCGAGUCCGGGCCCAACCCCUCCCCCAACAAAGGAAUAGGGUGGGGCCAGGAAGCCGAGGGUUGUCAAAACGAGGUUGGGGGCAUGAGGGCGGGUCUGGGGCAUUGGAGGACAUCCUGUUCGGGGGGUGGGAGAGGGAGGGCAGAGAGAAUUAUUAUGGCUUUGAGGGGGGAGCCCCACCCAAACCUGCCCACCCCACCCAUCUUGCUCAAGGCUAAGUUGCAGCCCCAAAGAAGAGGGCCACGCCCAGGCAGCGCCCCCACCUGCACCUGCUUUGGCCGGUGGAGGAGGGCUCAGCUGCGGAUGGAGCUAAACCGCUGACUUGCGCUGCGCUCCGCAGACCCGAGGGGCCAACCCCAUCUCCCACCCUGAAAGGCCAAGAUGGACUCCUCCCAGCUCCCUGUCUGUAGCAUGAACGGACAGAUAAGGUACUCUGAGCUUUUCUGGAUCCCUUAGGGGUGGGGGAGGCGGGAAGAGGCUGCAGCAGCCAGUGAACCCCCAGGAGAAAGCAAGUAUGAGGCAGGGCGCAGAAACGUCUGAGUCAGAAGGGCUGUGGGCUCAGGAGGGCAGCGGAGAUGACUGUGGCAGCUCUGAGUCUCGCUGUGCUCUGCAGUGGGGGUGCCACCUGCCCCUCCUUCCCCAGGGAGCUGCAGUGAGGCUCCACCUGGACCAUGCAUGUGGGGAUGCUUUGUACCCUGCCAGGCACAGCACCUGGCCUGUAGCCACUGCUCAAUGAAUAUUGUGUCAGGAAUUGUCAUAAGGACACAAGGGAGGCCAGGGGCCGAGGGGGUGGGGGAUGGUGGGCAGUGGUUUCUGUCUGACUCACUUUCUGACAUCGGUACCUCUGGAUUCUUGGUCCACAUGAGGCCAACACAACGCGGUGUGGGGGUUUCUAUGUAGUAGGGAGAUGGUGUGCACCUAAGGCAGGGGUUCUUGAGGAAAAACUGGGAAAGAGAGAGGGGAUGGAGUGAAGUGGACCUGCAGUACAGACAUUGUGCCACAUGCACAUAUACCACUGGCUUAAUAUUCUCCUGGCGUUAGACGUUAAUGUGAAACCACCUUAUAAUAAGGUCUUUCUGAUAAUUCAGUAACAAAAUCUUCCAUGAAGGGUCUCAGCCACAGUAUAUGGACGUUAGACAAGCAGUCAGCUGAACAAGCCCAUGGGCGUGCCUGUGUCCAGUCUGUGUGCUCAGGAGCCUGUUGGCGUGGUGUGACUGUGUUUGUGCCCCUCUCCCCGCUCCCCCCGGAGCUCCCCAGUUUGGCAAGUCUAGAAAUGGGUCUUUUGUUCUCAAGAGAUGCCCCUCCCCCACAAUGUGUCCAUGAUGUGGCUUUCUGUGGCUGGCUUCUGGCCACCUGGGGCCCCUCCCUGUCCCCAUUCAGGGGGUCCUUGGUGAGCAUUUGGCUCUUCCCUGGAUCUGGCUGCACCUCCCUGUCUGAGCAAAGAAGCUUUGCAGCAUCUUGUCAGCCAGGACCCAUCACCAGCCUGCCUCCCUGCGGGAUGGCACGGGGCCAGGCCCCCUCCAUCCCCAGAGGGCUCUGGUGCUGGGCUCAAGGCUGACUCACCGUCCUGUCUCCCAGCAAAGGCUGGCCCUGCCGGGAACCAGCUCCCGGCCCAGAGGCCAGCAGUCAGGGCUGGAGCUGCCAGCAUGGGUGGAGUGGGGCCUGGCUGAGGCAGAGCUGGGGCUGGCUGCAGGGGGCUGCAGGCAUUACUAGACCUGCCUCGGAGUUGGCUGACACCACCGCUUUUGCCUCCACUGAGCCUGUGCCAGGGAAGAGGUCGACUGUGUGCUCAGUGACUGUGGAGGAAACCAGGUGGCUCCUCAGUGAGACCCCAGGGCUCCCAGCAGCCUCCCAGGCAGCAUAGUCCACCCAGAUGCCCACUCUCCCGGGACCUGGGUCUGGAUACCCCCUGCAGCCUCUGGACAGCCUCACCCCAUUCUGGGAGGCCUUGCUUCAAAUACCUCCGGGGGCUGGCUGAACACUGACCCCCCUCCCAGAGGGGUAGCGCCGGGGGAGAGUAGACUUCAGCCCCUGGUCCCCCCAGCUCUGUGGACCCCUGGGGACACCUCAGAGCAGACACAGAGGAGGGUCAUGCUCUGGCCAAGGUCACACAUAGGUCAUAGUGGUCCUGCUUCUGCUGCAGCUGAAGGCAGCCU
Molecule: messenger RNA, 4527 nt
Organism: Equus caballus (horse)
Lineage: Eukaryota; Metazoa; Chordata; Mammalia; Perissodactyla; Equidae
Source: RefSeq, a predicted model, not a curated record